CCGGAAGUGACACUCGAUAUCUUGAUGCGGAAGAGAUUAAUAAGAACUGAAGAACUGUCACCAAAAUGACAACAAAACACUAACCAGAGCCAAUAACGUCGUAUUAUAGCUAUUGCACGUUGAUCUACUGAGACGAGUGACAUUUUACGGUGUGUUAUUUUGACCAUCGUACGUAACCAGCACCCAUGGCUAAUAACAAUUUACAGAAAGCAAUAGAUCUUGCAAGCAAGGCUGCAGAGGAGGACAAGGCUAAAAACUACGAGGAAGCUCUCCGGUUGUACCAGCAUUCCAUUCAGUACUUCCUUCAUGUUGUUAAGUAUGAGACCCAGGGAGACAAGGCCAAGCAGAGCAUCAGGGCAAAGUGUGCAGAGUACCUGGAUCGAGCAGAGAAGCUGAAGGAAUACUUGAAGAAGAAGGAUAAGGCCCCUCCAGCCAAGCCUGUCAAAGAGUCCGGCUCUGAUGAUAAAGGGAAUGACAGUGAUGAAGGUGAAGGUGACCCAGAGAAAAAGAAGUUUAAAAAUCAACUCUCAGGGGCCAUCGUCAUGGAAAAGCCAAACAUCAAGUGGAAUGAUGUAGCUGGGCUUGAGGGUGCAAAGGAGGCCCUUAAAGAAGCUGUCAUCUUGCCCAUCAAAUUCCCUCACCUCUUCACAGGAAAGCGAACUCCAUGGAGAGGGAUCCUGCUGUUUGGCCCUCCUGGUACAGGGAAGUCUUAUCUGGCCAAGGCUGUGGCCACAGAAGCCAACAACUCCACCUUCUUCUCUAUCUCUUCCUCUGACCUGGUGUCCAAGUGGCUGGGGGAGAGUGAAAAGUUGGUGAAGAACCUGUUCAGCCUGGCCAGGGAGAACAGGCCCUCCAUCAUCUUCAUCGACGAGAUAGACUCUCUGUGUGGAUCCAGGAGUGAGAACGAGAGUGAAGCAGCCCGCCGCAUCAAGACUGAGUUCCUCGUCCAGAUGCAGGGUGUUGGAAAUGACAAUGAGGGAGUCCUGGUUCUAGGAGCCACAAACAUCCCCUGGACCCUGGACUCUGCUAUUAGGAGAAGGUUUGAGAAGCGGAUCUACAUCCCUCUGCCUGAGGAGCACGCCCGCUCCUUCAUGUUCAAGCUGCAUCUGGGCUCCACCCCCAGUGAGCUCACUGAAUCAGACUAUGUGACCCUGGGUAAGAAGACGGAAGGCUACUCUGGAGCAGACAUCAGUGUCAUCGUAAGGGACGCCCUCAUGCAGCCAGUCAGGAAGGUGCAGUCGGCCACUCACUUUAAACGGGUCCAAGGGUCAUCAUGGAACCAUCCCAACCUCGUGGUAGACGACCUCCUGACCCCAUGCUCACCAGGAGAUCCAGACGCCAUUGAGAUGACCUGGAUGGAUGUUAAUGGGGAGAAACUCAUGGAGCCGAUUGUUUGCAUGGCUGAUAUGCUGAGGUCACUGCACAACACCAAGCCAACUGUGAACGAGCAGGACUUGGACAAGCUCAAGAAGUUCACAGAGGACUUUGGUCAGGAGGGCUAACACUCAACCAAAUAAUGCAAAAGCAACUUUCCUUUCUCAUAUCCUUUUCCUCCACUGGUUCUCAGGCCUGUAUUUACUACUCUACUUUCUCUCCACAAGUAGCAAAGGGGCUUCAUGUUUCAUGUAUGUUUAUUUGUUGACUUAUUUUGUUAGUUGCCAAUACAUACCCAUAGUAUAAUAUUUUUUGUUUUUUUACAAAGACAGAUAAGGUUGAAGAUGGUGAUGGUCUCAAAGAAUAUGGAUUCAAGCAAAGUAUUUAUAAUUGAUGGUUUAAAACACUAAAGUGUCUGUUUUGGCCUUGAUGGCAUCAAACAAACAAUGCAUGCUAUUGUGCAUUACAGUAACUACUCCAAAAGGCCUUUACUCCUUUAAGUGCAUCUAUGGUUUGACAAGAUGGAUGAGGAUUGCCUGUUUUGUUGUACUGUAAUGUGUUAGGACCUUGUUUACCAAGGUUUUCUCUUUUUUUUUAAUAUAUCAUUUUUCUUACCAAGAAGGGCUAUGUCUGUGAUUUUGACUCUGUUGAUGGAGCAGCACUCAUUGAUGAGGACCAUAACUACCAGCAACUUUAAUGAUUACAAUUUUCUUUCAUCAGUUUUCAUGUAGAGUAUAUUCAUAUUGUUUUUCUGUAUGCUGUUUUUGAAAGAAGAUGUUAGUCUGAGUGCCUUGCUGGUCAAAAGAAAGUAAAAGUACUUUGGAAUGGGUUGGUGGGGGUAUGUCAUAAUGUAAUAAAACCCAAUGAUUAUUGA
Coregonus clupeaformis (lake whitefish) is the source of this 2248-nucleotide messenger RNA. RefSeq names its product vacuolar protein sorting-associated protein 4B-like. The transcript is spliced from 11 exons. Gene Ontology annotation, molecular function: ATP binding; ATP hydrolysis activity. Gene Ontology annotation, biological process: vacuole organization; endosomal transport. The record is from RefSeq and is a predicted model, not a curated record. NCBI's taxonomy places the organism in Eukaryota, Metazoa, Chordata, Actinopteri, Salmoniformes, Salmonidae. Bases 186 to 1502 code for a protein of 438 amino acids.